AUGGACCAUGGAGAGACACCUGGACGCCGAAAGAAGAGUCUUGAGGUUUCUGCGCUGGGCAAGGCGGCAGGCUACGACUCCGCGGCUGUCGCCAAUGCGUUGGGCCUUAUCACGGCCCUCCGGAGCUUCUCAGAAUUCACCGCGGCUCCGCUGCUGGCCUCCUGGUCGGACCGUCAGGGCCGGAAGCGGGCGCUGCUGAUGUCUUCGGUGGCCUUCGUCUUGGAAGCCGCGCUCAUCGCGGUCUCACCUGGGCUGCUGAUGAUGGGACUUGUUCAUGUCACAGCAGGAUUUUUGGCAUCCAAUGGCGCCAUUGAGACCAGCUGCAUCGCUGAUGCCACCCCUGCGGGUCCAAGACGUGCGGUCGCCGUGGGCCGCUUCUUGACGGUUGUGGGCGCUGCCUUGGUGUUGGGCGCCUUUUGCGGAGGCCUCUUGCUUGAGCACUGGGGUGGCCGCUCACCCUUUGCAUGCGCGGCUGUGCUGGCCUUUGUGGCAGUGCUGGCAUUGAUUAGCUUCGUGCCGGAAUACCUGCCACCUUCCCGCCGCUCCCAGACCUCCAAGUCGACACCUGCACUGGCAGCGUUGCAACUCUUAGUGCAAACUCCUUCCUUGCGCUGGUACGCGGCGGCCUCAGGACUCUUCAGUCUGGGGAUGGCGGUGUAUGGCACCGUGAAUGUCCUGUGGCUGAAGGAGGCCUUUGGAUGGAACGGGCAGGAUGUUGGCCAUUUCCUCUCGGCAGUUGGGGCGGCUCUUAUGAUCUCACAGGUUAUUUUCCUGCCCGUGCUGCUGCGUGUGGCAAAAGGGCGAGAAUCCUGGGUGGUACAAGGAGCAAUCGUGCUGCACGCCAUCAAGUUUGUCGGCUAUGCCUGGGCACCUCGUGGAUGUUGGGCCUAUGCAGUUCUAGCUGUCAGCUCGCCCACCUUUUGUGCAGCCCCCAUCCUCUCAAGCCUUUGCACCAGGCACGUGCCAGCAACACAACAGGGUCUCUGGUCUGGGAGCGCCUCAGCCCUGUCAACUGCUGCCAAUGUCGUGGGGGCGCUGAUUGGCUCCCGGCUCCUAGCUUUGGCCCUCGACGGGCAUUUGCCCUUGGGGUCUCCACUUUAUGCAGGCACUGUGCCGGAUGCUCAGCUGGACAAUUUCUUCAACAAGGGAAUCCCUUUAAACGCCUGUAGUGUACCUUGA
This is a messenger RNA of Durusdinium trenchii, 1179 nucleotides long. The record is from the annotation of a GenBank genome assembly. NCBI's taxonomy places the organism in Eukaryota, Dinophyceae, Suessiales, Symbiodiniaceae.